CCCAGCGCCGCCGAGUCCCCAGCCGCCGGCCGGCCUGCGGGAGCGGCGCAGUUGCGAAACUGAGUGCCUGUGUAGAUCCUCCCAGAAUAUCUGCCUGGUGCUGUGCUGUGCCCUUCCUCAAGACUACCUCAUAUUGGCUCUGGCUCAGAGACUCCUACAUGCUGAGUCUCUGCCUUCUCUGUGUUCUUGAAGCCAGACAUGACCUGACACUCUGAUGACUACUGUCAGGGCCUUGGGUGAUUAGCCAGUGCACCAUGGAACUGAAAGUAUGGGUGGAUGGAGUUCAGAGGAUUGUUUGUGGUGUCACCGAAGUCACAACUUGCCAGGAGGUUGUAAUAGCCUUAGCUCAAGCUAUAGGUCGAACUGGAAGGUACACACUUAUAGAAAAAUGGAGAGAUACUGAAAGACAUUUAGCACCUCAUGAAAAUCCUAUCAUAUCCUUAAACAAAUGGGGGCAGUAUGCUAGUGAUGUACAGUUAAUUCUGCGUCGAACGGGGCCAUCUCUCAGUGAAAGACCCACUUCAGAUAGUGUGGCUCGAAUUCCUGAAAGAACUUUAUACAGGCAGAGUCUCCCCCCAUUAGCCAAACUGAGGCCUCAAAUUGACAAAUCAAUCAAAAGAAGAGAACCUAAAAGAAAAUCAUUGACAUUUACAGGAGGUGCCAAAGGAUUGAUGGACAUUUUUGGAAAAAGUAAAGAAACUGAAUUUAAGCAAAAGGUGCUGAAUAACUGCAAAACAACAGCAGAUGAGUUGAAGAAACUGAUUCGUUUGCAGACAGAGAAGCUUCAAUCCAUUGAGAAACAGUUAGAAUCUAAUGAAAUAGAAAUACGAUUUUGGGAGCAAAAGUAUAAUUCUAACCUUGAAGAGGAAAUUGUCCGCCUGGAGCAAAAGAUCAAAAGAAAUGAUGUAGAAAUUGAGGAGGAAGAAUUUUGGGAAAAUGAAUUACAGAUUGAACAGGAAAAUGAAAAGCAGCUAAAGGAUCAACUUCAAGAAAUAAGACAGAAAAUCACAGAGUGUGAAAGCAAAUUAAAGGACUAUUUGGCACAAAUCCAGACUAUGGAAAGUGGUCUUGAAGCAGAAAAAUUGCAACGGGAAGUUCAGGAGGCACAAAUCAAUGAGGAAGAGGUUAAAGGACAGAUUGGUAAGGUCAAAGGGGAGAUUGACAUCCAGGGCCAGCAGAGCUUGAGGUUGGAAAAUGGUAUUAAAGCUGUGGAAAGAUCUCUUGGACAGGCCACCAAACGACUACAGGACAAAGAACAAGAACUGGAGCAGUUGACCAAAGAGCUGCGGCAAGUCAAUCUCCAGCAGUUUAUCCAACAGACGGGGACAAAAGUUACCGUUUUGCCAGCCGAGCCCAUUGAAAUAGAGGCCUCACAGGCAGAUAUAGAAAGAGAGGCACCAUUCCAGUCUGGGUCCCUGAAGCGACCUGGUUCAUCUCGGCAGCUUCCCAGUAAUCUUCGUAUUCUACAGAAUCCUAUCUCGUCUGGUUUUAAUCCUGAAGGCAUAUAUGUAUAACAUUAUCUGUCUUUAGGGGAGAGAUCAAUAAAAGUACCAAGGACAGUCAAAUUUCUACUUUGAUUUGUGCCAAUGAUGAACAGAGGACAUGUUUCACAAAUCACCGUAUUUUUUUCUCUCCUAAAUUGCAUACCACUUGGAGCCAUACCCUGUGCACUGAUGCUAAAGAACAAAGAAACUGUUUUCACACAUCAACAGUAUUGACAUUUUUGUCCAGCAGCUGUAAUACAAAGCCUUCAUUUUUAUUUGUAGCAUUUGAGAGCAUUGGUAAAGUAUUAUACUAUGUGUAUACAUAAAUAAACCGUGAAUUAAGAGUAAAGAGAAA
This is a messenger RNA of Marmota flaviventris (yellow-bellied marmot), 1839 nucleotides long. It is a transcript of the gene Rassf8, whose product is annotated as Ras association domain family member 8. Gene Ontology annotation, biological process: signal transduction. The record is from RefSeq and is a predicted model, not a curated record. Lineage: Eukaryota; Metazoa; Chordata; Mammalia; Rodentia; Sciuridae.